Messenger RNA from Trypanosoma theileri, 1872 nucleotides. Its product is annotated as protein farnesyltransferase alpha subunit. The transcript has a single exon. Gene Ontology annotation, biological process: protein farnesylation; protein geranylgeranylation. The record is from RefSeq and is a predicted model, not a curated record. Gene Ontology annotation, cellular component: CAAX-protein geranylgeranyltransferase complex; protein farnesyltransferase complex; cytoplasm. NCBI's taxonomy places the organism in Eukaryota, Euglenozoa, Kinetoplastea, Trypanosomatida, Trypanosomatidae. Gene Ontology annotation, molecular function: protein farnesyltransferase activity; CAAX-protein geranylgeranyltransferase activity. Bases 1 to 1872 code for a protein of 623 amino acids.
AUGAAAGAGAGAGAACCAUCCACAGCAUCCUCAUCCUCAUUUCGUACGAUACCAUCAUCUUCCUCAUCCUCAUCAACAUCAUCUGAUUCUUCUGAUAGUGAGGAUCCUAGAUUACUACUUCUCUAUGCAGUCCGAGUUAUUCAGGAUUUGUUGGAGAAUGUUGAUAUUACAGAAGAACCUUCCAUCGCCAUACUCAAAGGUGAUGAGCCAACUGUUGAGCCAAAAUCAUCUAAUAAAGUGAUGGGUCUUUAUCGAACAAUGAGCGCAACCUUCUCAGGAAUUCGUUCACCUUCCUCACCAGAAUGGUUUUUAUUAACCGCUUUUGUACUUAAUGGUAUUCCCACUCACUAUACAGUAUGGAAGGAACGUCGUGAUGUUAUUCUGCAGUCGAAUCGCCUUUUGAAUUCAACAUUGGAUGUUCUCAUCUCAGAUAUGGAAAGAAAAAAUCAAAAAAUUCCUCAGAAUGUAAAUGCUGUCGCAUCAGAAUGGUUACCAUCGCGUAAAGACUUGGAAUCUACGAAUGGAAUUUUCAGUAACUGGCGAGCCGUUUGUUGGGAAUUAAAUGCUGUGAAGUGUUUUAAUUUAAGGUAUCAGAAAAACUUUCAGGUCUGGCAUCAUCGACGAGAGAUGCUGGAAGUUACUCUUAAACAGAUAGAACCAUCCUUAUGCUCAACUGUGCUCGCUUCCAUGGAUAGUUUUAGUCAGUUUUUACGCACUCAUCAUAAUAUGGAAUUCAGUCAAAUUGAUGAACGAAUUAUCUCUGGAUUGGCAUUGGAAAUGGAUGGUAAGAAUUAUCACGUUUGGUUACAUCGAGCGUGGUUUAUUCGUGCAUUUUCUUUCCUUGUUAGUCCCCCAUCAUGGGAAGCAUUAAGGCAACUACCAUUUGGAUUUAUUAAGAGUACAGGUAAUAAUGUUAAUAAAUUUUUUGAAAAUUUUGCCGUAAAAGAAGAAUGGGAACAACUCUCUUUAACACCCACUGUACCACCUUGUGCAUUAAAUGAGGAAUUAUUAUAUACGGCAAACCUUAUAAAAAGUGAUUGCCUCAAUAACUCAGCAUGGUGUCAUCGGUUUUCUCUUUUUAACCAUGACCUUAUUUAUACAUUAAUGCAAACGAGUUCAUCCGUUUCUAUUCAGGAGUUAAAGGAAGUAUUACACUAUCUCUGUGGAGAGGAACUACACUUUGCCCUACAGUGGUGUGUUUAUAAUCCAAGCAAUGAGUCAUCCUUUGUUCAUGCCCGAUCCAUCACAGUAAUUUAUCAAGCAACAUCUCUUCGUCUUCUUUUAAGUAAUGCGAUAUCAGAAGAAACGGGAUAUCAUUAUCUUAAUGAUGAAGGUCCUAUUAUAGGUUCAAAACCUUUGUCUUCUCAUUAUCUUUCUUUAAAAAAACAUGUUUCUUGGGAAGAUUAUUUAAAUAGUUUCUCAUUGCUUCAGCAACAGUUAUUGGUGCUACAAGAAGUUGUAGUUCCUCGUGUAGAUAAACUUUACAUUAGAACAGCUGCACGAGAUGAGGAAACGGUAAAUAUUCUUCACUCUACUUUUUCUCAAUUUCUUAUUGAUAAUCUUCAUCAGGUGUAUGCAGCGAUCUAUCAUUCUCUCUUUGUGAUGCUAGAACAAAUAUGGUGUUGUUAUUUCACAGAAGAAGAAAGGAAUCAAAUUCACAAAUUAUUACCUUCCAAUACGUAUAUUGAGGGAAUUGCUGCUGUAACGGCACAAUUAAUUCAGAAACCAAUAGAGGGAUGUGUAAAGUUUUUUCUGGAGUCGGAACUGCAGGCAAUGCAAUUAGCCAGAAACUUGGUUGAUAAAGAUUCUAUCCGAUCAAAGUACUGGAAGCAUGAGAUAAGAAUCAUUAUGCACAGACAAUAUGGUAACUAG